AUGGAGUACGAUACUUCGACCAUCAAGGCCGACCCCAUCACAGACGGUGCCAAGCAGGAGCAAGGAUAUGAAAAGAACCCGGUUCAGGCGAAUCGAGGGCAUAUCCGAGCUCAGUCCAAGCCGGUGGACGUGUCCAUCCUCAACGAGCCCGUCACCUUCGCAUUCUCCGGCCGGACGGCCAAGAACAGAUUCCUCAAAGCACCCAUGACGGAACGACUGUGCCAUUGGAACAAAGAGGGAGAAGACAUUGUAUGA
Cladophialophora yegresii CBS 114405 is the source of this 255-nucleotide messenger RNA. RefSeq lists its product as uncharacterized. The record is from RefSeq and is a predicted model, not a curated record. The transcript has a single exon. Bases 1 to 255 code for a protein of 84 amino acids. Lineage: Eukaryota; Fungi; Ascomycota; Eurotiomycetes; Chaetothyriales; Herpotrichiellaceae.